GCGCCGCACUCCGCGCCAGUUGCCGAGGCGGGCGGAGCUCUGGGUGCGGGGCGCGCCGGUGCCGCACAAUAGGAGCCGCUCCCAUCACCCCCGAGGGCAGCAGCAGCCGCUGGAGGAGGCGCCUCCCGUACGGGUGCACUAUAAGAAAAGCCAUGUUCUCCCGACUCCGAGUAGCUGCCACUCCCUGUGUGAUGGCAUGUCGCAGCGCCCAUACAAAAGAAAAAGGAAAGCCACUGAUGUUAAACCCACGAACAAACAAGGGCAUGGCCUUUACAUUACUUGAACGACAGAUGCUUGGGUUGCAAGGACUUCUACCUCCUAAAAUAGAGACACAGGACAUUCAAGCGUUACGUUUCCAUAAGAAUUUGGCAAAAAUGACUGACCCCUUGGAAAAGUAUAUCUACAUAAUGGGAAUCCAGGAGAGAAAUGAAAAGUUAUUCUACAGAGUAUUACAAGAUGACAUUGAGCGUUUAAUGCCAAUUGUAUACACACCAACAGUGGGCCUUGCCUGCUCCCAGUAUGGACACAUCUUCAGGAGACCAAAAGGAUUAUUUAUUUCCAUCUCAGACAGAGGUCAUAUUAGGUCAAUUGUGAACAACUGGCCAGAGAAUGACGUUAAGGCUGUUGUUGUCACUGAUGGAGAAAGAAUACUGGGUCUCGGAGACCUUGGUGUGUAUGGGAUGGGAAUUCCAGUAGGAAAACUGUGUUUGUACACAGCCUGUGCAGGAAUACAUCCAGAUAAAUGCUUGCCUGUGUGCAUCGACGUUGGAACUGAUAAUACAACACUCCUAAAAGAUCCAUUUUAUAUGGGCCUGUACCAAAAAAGAGAUCGCUCGCAGCUCUAUGAUGACCUAAUUGAUGAAUUUAUGGAGGCCAUUACAGACAGGUAUGGUCAGAACACACUCAUCCAGUUUGAAGACUUCGGAAACCACAACGCUUUUCGGUUUUUGAGAAAAUACAGAGAGAAAUACUGUACCUUCAAUGAUGAUAUUCAAGGGACAGCUUCAGUGGCCUUGGCAGGACUGCUCGCAGCACAGAAAGCCACUGGUAAACCACUUGCAGAGCAGAAAGUGCUGUUCCUUGGAGCUGGAGAGGCUGCCCUGGGAAUUGCAAACCUCAUUGUUAUGGCUAUGAUGGAAAGUGGUGUUUCUGCUGAGGAAGCCUACAGGAGAAUAUGGAUGUUUGACAAAUAUGGGUUACUGGUUCAGGGGCGAGAACAAAAUGUAGAUUCCAAUCAAGAACCAUUUGCGCACCAGGUUCCAGAGCAGUUACCAAAGACGUUUGUAGAGGCAGUAAAUGUACUUCGGCCUUCAGCCAUCAUUGGAGUUGCAGGAGCUGGGCGGCUCUUCUCUCAGGAUGUGAUCAAAGCGAUGGCCUCUAUCAAUGAGCGACCCAUCAUAUUUGCACUGAGUAACCCGACAGUGAAAGCUGAGUGCACAGCAGAGGAGGCGUAUACACUAACAGAGGGCCGUUGCUUGUUUGCCAGUGGCAGCCCCUUUGACCUGGUCACUCUGAAAGAUGGAAGAACCUUCAAACCAGGCCAAGGAAACAACGCUUAUAUUUUUCCAGGCGUGGCUCUCGCUGUGAUCCUCAGCAGUGUUCGACAUAUUAGCGAUAAGGUUUUCCUAGAGGCUGCUAAGGCAUUGGCAGAACAAUUGACCGAUGAAGAACUUGCACAAGGAAGACUUUAUCCUCCGUUGUCUAAUAUCAGGGAAGUUUCUAUUUAUAUUGCUGUCAAGGUUAUGGAAUUUUUGUAUGCAAACAACAUGGCUUUCCAUUACCCUGAGCCUGCGGACAAGAACCGUUACAUUCGAUCGAAGGUUUGGACCUACGAAUACGAAUCCUUCAUGCCAGAUGUGUACGACUGGCCUGAAUCUAAGGUUCACUGAUGCAUCAGAAGUUCGCACUCCUCAGGCAGUAUCUUCUACUCUGCAGGGAUCCCUUUUUCAGACCAAUUUAAGUCAUCAUCUUCGAGUCCUGUAAUUUAUUUUCACUCAUUUUCUUGUCUUCUUUCCCCCUUCUGCCUUUUUUUUUUCACUUGAUGUAGAUUUCUCCCCACUCUUCUAAAGUACCUGAUAAAUCAUAUUGAUGAUGGCAUCUGUCACAGGAAUGAGAGAGCUCCCCAAAAUUAAUUUAAAUAAUGAUAUUGCAUUUCUAGUUCAGAACCUGCACACCAUGAAGAGUCCACUAAUGACAUUUUGCCUACGUACGUUUGUUGAUGAACUACAGCUCUCUCAUUACUGUAUGAUUUAUUCCUGCUUUAAAUAAUCAGUCUUCUACUCUUCCUAGUGUUGUCACACUGGAUAAUCUGUGACAUCACCGGAAAGCAUUUGUCAUAAGAAAAAAAGGACAGUUUAAGACAGGUUUAACAGUCUACGGGCUUUCUGUUUUAGUCUGGUGUUUAAAGAUGCCUGUAUCCAGGCUUCCUGGUGACAUUGGCUACUCUGUUUCUUAAUGAGCUUUGAGGAGCAGCGUGGUGAGCGCAAGUGGGACCUGCAGCAGUGUUUGAUUUACGUGUUUCAGAGAUCUGUUGUCAGGAAAAAAGAGGCAAACUAGUUAAAAUUACCUUUGGGAAGACUGAAAAUUAUACUGAUCGCUUUAAUAGGUUUUAGAAGCAAAGCUGCACCGUUGCAUAAUAAAUUAGAGGCAGGAUCUGAAGUAAUCUAUGGCAAUCUAAGAGAUUUUUACAAGGAGAUUUUCUGCAGUGAACUCCAAGGUGUUGCACCAUAGGACUUUUGUUUCAUUUGUUAAUUAUUUCAGUGUUCUGUUUCUUUCAAGCUAAAUUGUUUUCUCCCUUGCAUACCAUUGUUCUCAUAAAAAGAGCUCCAUGCGCGAUGUUUUCAUGACAUCGCUAACACAAAGCUUCCAAGUGGACUCACCUGCCACUUUGAACAAACCCCCGGCGUGCAGCUGAUGAAGCUGAAACAGAAAGCGUUGCAGGCAGCUAUGGGCGCGCACAUUUACAGUAGUUUGAAUGUUUCUUGCAGUCCCAGUUCGGUUUGAAUGCAGGACUUGAAAGAUCUAAUGCUUAGAAGCUCCAGGUCAAUCACUCCAUCUUGCUCACUCCAUUUACAGGUUUAAUUUGCCAUCAUUCUGCUGUGAAAAACAAAAGUGCCGAGUUUGAUUUUUCCUUGCAAUGAAUCGUUCCCCACAUUUGGUGUAGACAGCACAAUGUGCAUUCCUUUUCCUUUUCAUACAAGGGUUUGUGUGCCCUCCAUUACUUUGUGUUAGCAGGCGAGGGCACCCAGCAACAAUUACCGCCCGUCAGUUCUGUAAAUCUGCUCUCUUGUAACAAGAACAAUGGCAUGUCAGCAACAGAAAUAAAUGCUACGUGCCUUUCCAUAGUUUGUUUGCAAACAAGGACAAAACGGAAAGAUCGAUGUGAAAGGGCUAUACUGGCAAACCUGAAGCUGGAAUCCAAAGGGAGGAAGGAAAGCUUGCUCAGGAUUUACCCGUGGCAAGCAGCUCUCAUAUCCUCAUCUGUAUUGGAAAAUGCAGUCUCCACAGAAUGAGCCCAAACAGAAUAGGGAAAAUAGUCUCUGUACCCCUUGGGACAUGAUCUCUGUCACCUAGGAUCCGAUUUUAAAGUUACAUUCAUGUAUUAUAUAAAAGAACUAGUAGAUUUGAGGAAGAUUUUAGUAUGGAAAGAAGACUGAUUAUGUAAACGCAGACUGUGGUGAUGUGGGGAAAAGACUGCGUAUCCAAACUGUGGUAAAGUGCAGUCUGGUGGGGCUUGAAAUGCUCCAUUGACAAGCUGGGCAACAUUUGUGGUUUGCAACUUGUGUAUGUAAGUAUAUGUACAAAAAAAGACCAACACACGCAUGAUGUUUUUACAAAGAAUGCUUUUUUUCAUCUAUUUUUGCUAUGCCUGGUUUUUAUUGUAUUUAAAUUUGUGAUCCUACUGAAAAAAUUAUUUAUUUAGUGUACAAAUUAUUUUUACCUUCUGAAAAUCCAGCUCUAGCUGAAGCUUGUUGCGGUGUUUUGGUGGAGUUCUGCACCAUUGGAUUCAGGUAUAUUGGGAACGCACACUUUCUCACUUCUGCCAACAAACUGAUUAGGCAGAAGAGUAACAAAAAUAACCCAUACACUGAUCUCUUGUCCUAGCUGAGAAGGAAGAGGGAGGCAGGGCAGUCGGUCCAUAAAUACAACCUACUCUUACGAAAUAAAGAUCUGCAUCCAUUUGGUCUAAUUACCUUUCUUCAGGCAAGAAGUGCAGUCAUGGUUCAUAAUCUGUGCGUGUUGAUAGGACUCAGGAAAACCUGGUGCGUGAGAAAAUAGCGUUACCUGCAUGCAGCAGGAGUCUGGCUUUGGGCAAGAGUGGUUUCGCUUCCCAAAGGGAGCGUCUGUGCAGGGAAUUCGCAGCAGCUGUUGCCAAGUCAGGGGAAGGUGCCUGUUUUGUGAGGUGCAGUCCUUUCUCUUCCUGGCACAGGCUCCCCUCUGACUUUAGGCAGAUGUAGGGGGGAUUGUUCAGAACUGGCCAGCAGUGGGAUUUUCCCAACUCUGAAAGGUUGUACACAAUUUGUCUGUAAAUCCCACUGCAAGGGUGAGGGAUAAACCAGUCUUUAACUUCUCGGAGGCUCCAGUUACAACACAGCCCUGCCCUGAUGGGGCUGCCGAUGUGUUGGAGCUCUGGAGCGGAGAAGGCCUGGCUUUCUCUCUAACCUGUCCCAGUUACAGCAGCCCAGUGGUACCAGUUAGGCUUAAUCUAUGCAUAUGGACCUGUGAACAUGGUUGAAUCAGGUUUUAUGGAUCAUCUGUAGCUUGUGAUAUGGACACGGCAGAAUGUUGCCUUUAAUGCACAGCCACUGUUUUCUGUCAGCAACAGGUAACCUGUCAGCUCACAAAGUUUUACGUGCAUUUCACCCCCCCUUUCAUCCUUUUUUUCAGACUUUUUUUUUAUGAAAUACAUAGAUUAAUCUUCAGGUUUGUGUAUUCUUCAGAUCUGAUUAAUCUUUGAGUUAAUUACAACUGCUAAUGUUAGUAAGGAAACACAGUAUCUUUUUUACAUAUUCCACUUAUCCUGAUUUUUACUGUUUUCUGGCAUAUUCGAAAGCAUUUACCGACCUUUAUUUACACAGAAAAUUCUCUUACAUGGUAUGCAAAGGGAAAAAGCUGUCACCAGGAUGCAUUUUGUAGUGCUGCAUAGCGUAAGUUAAGCUUAUCCUGUUCUUUAAGAAGGCUUAUUAUGUAAAGGAUGACUGGCCUUGCUCUUCUCACAGCCGUGGUGGCUUUUGCCCUCUGCAUGUUGUACAAAUCUGUCUUCCAUGUUCUUUUCCUUGAGGAAAUAUCUUGAAUUGCCCUUAGUCCUUGUAGUGAUCAAGGUGGAGGUGUUCCAGGCCAGGUCGGAUGGGGCUUGGAGCCCCUGAUCCAGUGGGAGGUGUCCCUGCUUAUCACAGGGGGGUUGGAACUGGAUGAUCUUUAAGGUCCCUUCCAACCCAAACCAUUCUAUGAUUCUAUGAAACAACUCUGGAUGCAUAGAACACCUCUAUGAGGAUCAUAAACUCCCACUGCAUUCAAUAUUUCGAGGCCUGGUCCAGGGCUUUCUUCCUUAAAACCAACAGGAACAGGACAGAGCCUCUUAGUAGCAAUGGAGAUAUCUAGGGCAGGAGAAGGAAGGUAGCUAAGGGAGCGCAACCUUUUCUUAUUGAAUAUGUGUGGUGGUAUUCAAGAUAUUACAAAGGUUUGUGUGUUCCUGAAGUGUAUGCCUGCAUGCCAACAACUGACAUGUAGAGGAAGACCAUUAAAACGUCGUGGCUGGUAGAUUUUUUUAACCCCAAAUGUGACUCCUCGCAUAAGUUCUUGGUUAUGUUUGUGAACAGUGUUGUUUCAUGACGUUGUGUUUGUUUUCCGAGCCUGAAACAAAGCGACACUUGACGUGCAGAUCGGUGUUUAACAGGUUUCCUGUGGUAGGUGCGUGUCUUUGUACUGUUUUACUCCAGCAUGCUGUUUUGCAGGUGGAGUAAAGCAACCCUUUGUCACACUCCUCUGGUAGAAACUGUAAAGGUAAAUGAUACACCUUUUAGUGUUUCAUUAGCGGCCCUAAUUAGUGGCUAUUGUACAGCUACAACUGUGAAUUUUAGUUCAGCUGAGUCUGGGCCUCAGUAAAUCCAGGUUGUCUUCCUUCAUGUGCUCCGGGUCUUGAUUUCAAGGUGCAGAUUUGAGGCAUCUCUGUCAUUCAGAUAAAGCUGUCUGCAAGACUCUGGAUCAGACUGAGAACAGUACAGUUCAGACUCCUGUCUCAACUAUAAGUGCUACUCCUGAGUUUAAGAAAACCACUAUAAUUUUUGGACAGUUUUUAAGAUGAUGCAUACUGUUAUCCUGUUUUGUAACCACCAUAUGCAAUAGGCAGGGACUGGUCCUACACUGAAUUCUGGAGCGAGGACAAAAUGUAGAGCAAAGUUCUAAUCGCACCCACUUGACAGCGGACUUUGAACAAUUUAAUUCAUUUGCUGCCGGAGAAGAGACAUCUUGUUCUGUGUGGAUCUACCUUGACCUACUUCUGAAAUACACUUUACCAUGGUAUCGGAAAGCCUGCAGGCAUUCUGGGUGAGCCAAGAGGAAAAUUCAGACCUCUGCUUCUUACCAUUGAUCCCCAAGGGUGCAGCUUACUCGUGCCUUCUCCAGAGGAACAUGUGCUAACACCUAGACGGUACAUGGGCAAUCUGGAUCCUGGUGGCACGGUGGACUGUGGCUACAGCUCAUGUGAAAAGUGAUCUUGCAUCAGAUGUUCAUCUCACUGUGCAGGAGACGUAUGGUGUGCAUUUACAUUCCCCGCACACAAUGUGGGCGCUGGAUUGAAUGGAACUCUCCGAGCACCUUUGACUUUGACUUAUCCAUCCUUUAAGUAGUUCCUUUCUAAUGAAAACAGAAACAAAAAGUACUUUUAGGACUACACAAACGCAGUAAGAUGGCCAGUUCAUCAAGAAAUAAAAAUAAUUUACAUUUAUUUCUCUGUUAAACAUAUCUACCUUCAACAAAUAAGCAUAAGCUUACUGAAGUGCUUGUGGGAACAGUUCUAGCCUAAUCUGCCUGCAGUUGACUUUACCUGGGAGGGUCAUUGCUCAGCUGAAACUAAAAUUGUAUUUAAAUGUGAAUCGAUUGGGGAUUAUUUUUUUCUUCUUUAUAAUGUUGUAACUCUUAUUGAAAUGUGUGUUCUGGUCUUCUAUUUUCUUAGUAAAAUGCAUUCCC
Molecule: messenger RNA, 7188 nt
Organism: Cuculus canorus (common cuckoo)
Lineage: Eukaryota; Metazoa; Chordata; Aves; Cuculiformes; Cuculidae
Gene: ME2
Product: malic enzyme 2
Exons: 16
Coding region: 153-1889 (578 amino acids)
Biological process (GO): pyruvate metabolic process; malate metabolic process
Cellular component (GO): mitochondrion
Molecular function (GO): malate dehydrogenase (decarboxylating) (NAD+) activity; malate dehydrogenase (decarboxylating) (NADP+) activity; NAD binding
Source: RefSeq, a predicted model, not a curated record